This is a messenger RNA of Paramecium sonneborni, 1800 nucleotides long. NCBI's taxonomy places the organism in Eukaryota, Ciliophora, Oligohymenophorea, Peniculida, Parameciidae. The record is from the annotation of a GenBank genome assembly.
AUGAGUAAAUUAUAAGAAUCAAAUGCAGUUGAAAAUAACAAAAAAUAUAAAAUAAAAACAGAGCGUAGUUAAUUAAUGGCAUCACCAAAAAACAAAGAAAUUGAUGGCUAAGAAGAUUUAGCAAGGAAAUUAAGUGACAAUUUCAAGGGCUACUAAAAAGAAAUAGAAAAAUUAGAAGCAAUUGUAGACAAUAAAGAAGAUUAAAUACGAAAACUUUAAAACUUAGUGAAACUACAAUAAAAGGAAAUUGAUCGAUUAACUCAUAUUAAUGAAUACUUAAUGCAAGCUAAUCAAGCUAAAUUAAGUAUCUUAAGAGAUGAGAGAUAAUGGAAUCAAGGAAGUAAAUCAAAUGUAAAAAUAAAGAAUCAUAAAUGCCUUAUGCCUUUAGAAAAAAAGGUUAAUAAAAUACCUGAAGAUAAUACAUAAUCAAUUAAAUUAUUUCGAAGAUAAACAUUUCGUAAUCCUACGUUAAUGAAAUAUCAUUAAGAAGAAGGAGACACAUUUAAAAGUGAAAGGAACACAUCUGGGUCAUCUAAUUUUUAUGAUAUUUUAUAAUAAGAAGAUUGCUUUAGAACUAAUGCUAUUUUAAAUAUUCAAUUAUGUAAUAUUAGAUUUAUGUAUGAUAGCUGAUGAAGACGCAACAGUUUAAUAUAAUUAAGAUGGUACAGUAUCAUUAAUGAAAGUACUCUUAGAUUCUGAAGAGAUCUUUGGUGAGAUUAUCUAAUCAAUAUCAGCAUAAAAGUUAUCAUUUCUUUUUGAUAAAUUUAAGAGAGUAAUGUCAGAUCAUCAAUAAUUAUUUAUUUUGGUUUUAAGAUUGAAAAAGAUUGUAACUGGAGCAUUAUAAAUGAAUACAUCAGUAUUACUUGAUGAUGCAUUAUAAAAUAUAAUAGAUAAAUGUGUUGAUUGUUUAGAAUGUGAUAGAGCUUCAUGUUUUAUUGUAGAUUAGGCUAAAAAAGAAUUAUGGACUAGAGUAGCUAAAGGAACAUCAACAACUAUUAGAUUGUAAUUUGGUUAAGGAUUAGCAGGAUUUGUAGCUUAGAAUCAUGCAAUCUUAAAUAUUGAAGAUGCUUAUAGAGAUUAAAGAUUUAAUACAUAAUAAGAUGUAAAAAAUAAUUAUAAAACUAAAACACUUUUGGUCUCUCCAAUUUUAGAUGGUGAUAAAUGUAUGGGAGUACUUUAAUGUGUCAAUAAAGCUAAUGGUUUCUUUACUAAAGAUGAUGAAGCCUUAUUAUAAAUUAUGGCUGAAUUUAGUAAAAGUGUUCUUAAAAAUGCUUUAAAUCAUGAUGCUUAAAUGUUAAUCCAAAAUAAAUUAAGACAUAUUAUCAAAACAGGAAUCAUUUUAUAAGGAAAACAAGAUAGUUUAUUAGAAUUAUUGCUCUCUUCUGAAGAGCGUCUUAGAUCAUUAAUGAAUGUCGAUCUUGCUAAAGUAAUCUAUUUAGAUAAUUACUUGUAUCAUAUAAACAAAGAAGGCAAGAUAACUGAGACAUAGAAUUUAUUAGGAAUAGUAGGUAAAUGUAUUGAUGAAUAAUAAUUGAUUGCUGUAAGUAAUUGUUAUACAAGUCCUAUAUUCAAUCCAACAAUAGAUAUUGAAACAAAUAUGCCUAUAAUUUGUAUGCCUUUGAAAACUCAAAAUCAUAAAAUUAUUGGGGCAAUUUAAGUUGUCAAUGUAAAGGGAAUAGGAAAUAUUUCAUCGAAUAGUGAUGCCAAAGUAAAUUCAAUUGAUUUAGACAUGUUGGAGCUCUUUUGCUAGCAUUGUGCUUAAUCUUUAAUGUAAUGUAAAGUACAUACCUAAAAAUGAUG